Molecule: messenger RNA, 4057 nt
Organism: Cydia strobilella
Lineage: Eukaryota; Metazoa; Arthropoda; Insecta; Lepidoptera; Tortricidae
Exons: 4
Coding region: 385-1353 (322 amino acids)
Source: RefSeq, a predicted model, not a curated record
UGACAUAAAAGUUUUCUCUAUGGUUUCGGUUUUGUGGAAGACGCUAAACAUUUUUUUGUUUUCGUAAAACUAUUAUUUGUACAUUGUGACUUAAUCAGCGAAUGUUAAUAUUUAAAAGUGCUUACAUAAGAUGUAUUCGACAACAUCUGAAGACUUGAGCCGGGAUCAAUUGGCUCAGCAAGUUACGAAAUAUCUAAAGAAAAUAGCGGAGAAUCAUCAAACUGUAACUCUAUUACACAAGGAAUUGGUAGAAAUCGACCUGUCCUUUACUGCUUACAUUGAGGAAAGUAAAAAUCGCAUUCAAAACCAUCGUUUGAACCUUGCACGUCAAGCUAAAAGUUCCCAAGACGUAGUCGAAAUACUCUCUGAGAAAUAAUUCAAACCAUGUCAAAAUCUCCAGCUACUCCUCGCAAACAAAACAAUAUUCCCAAAUACAAACUAAAAACAUACAAAGAAGACAAUAACAAUGCCACCAAUAAGUUUACCGAGCGCCAGCAAGCACGCACAUUCAUAUCUUGGUACAAACGCAUGAUUGAACAUGAGAGGCAGAACUUCGGCUUGUAUCUAUCAGAUGACGCCAUCCUUGAGUGGUUCGGCAGAACCAUUAAAACUAGAAAGAAAGUUCAAUCAUUCAUGAGAUAUGACAUGCAGUGCUCCCGCCAUGAUUUUACAACUGUUGAGAGCAUUAAUAAAGUCCAAUUAAGGCAUGAAAGAAUUAUCAAUAAGAGAAAGGAUGAUACAGUUUUAGCUAGUCCUCUGCAUUCACCUGAGCUAAUAAGUUCCAAGUCAUCAGCUAAGAAAAGGUUGCUCAGAUCUAACUGUAACAGCCCUGAAUGGGCAGAGGGUUGCCACCCUGAUGAUAAAAGCACAGAAAGAAAAAGGCUAAAGAGCAGACAUAUUGAAUCUCUGCAUGAAUACCAACAAAAAUGCUUAAAACGUGGUCACCCAGACUGUGAUGUCAGUAGCAAGGGUGAUGGUAUUGUAGAAAGAAGGAUGAAACAAAAGUGUAUUGCUGUCACACCACCUAACCAUGAGCUUGGACAAGGGGAUUGCUUGCCCUCUACAAGCGCCAACACAGCAUCUCAUGAGGCACUUAAUGCUCAGCUGCCAAAGCAUGCGGUAGAGUGUAAUGGGUACAUAGAAUUCACUAGAACUAGAAACAAUCGCAGUACAGACUGCAUGAAAUGGGAAAGGAAAUGUAAAGUACAAAUUAGUUACUCGGAAGACCCAUUGAAUGUUGGGGAGUACAUCAUUUGGUCUUUACAUUAUAUUGACGAAACCAAGUGUAGGAGAAAUCUGAUGGCUGCCUUUGAAGCAGCAGCCCAGGAGGAAGAAUCAAAUAAGAUCAAGUGAUUUUUGGUAUUACAUUUGUGUUUUAGCAUUUUUAUUUUAUAAAGCUAUAUUAUAAAUGAUGCUAUAUUUGUCACAAAAUGCAUGCUGAUAUGGCCGGUUAAUUUGAGUUUUGCAAUUACACAUAAUGCACAUUUUCAUAUACAUUUGCUAACCUUGUGAUAUGAUGGUUAUAUUUUUAUUUGUUACAACAUUUUAUUAUUUUAUGUGUUGUGUUCCUGAUAUAAGAAUAUCUUUACCUUUUGACAGAGCCUUAGGGUGUAUGAACUUGAUGUUAUGAUAGUAUGUUUGUCUUCCAAACUUGCUUCUAAAAAAGUAAAAUAUUGUUAGUGGUACCUUUACUAUAAUUAUUACUUUUAAGUUGACAUUAAGAGAAUAUGUUAUGAAAUAUGAAUAUUGUGAUGAUAAGGUGUAGAUAUUUCUUGUAUUGAUUUUCUGUUCAGCAGAUAGUUUUCGCAUAUACUUAUUAAUAGAAAAAAUGUUAAUUCACAAUGUAAUAACAGUUUGUACUUCAUGUAAUUAGGGUUCCGUACCAAAAGGGUACAAAAGGAACCCUAAUUUUUUAUUGUCUUAAACAAUUUUACCUGUAGUAAAAUGUAAGAUCUCUGUAUGUAUUUUAGUUAUCUUUUGUAGCCAUAUGUCUGACUGAUUAUCAAGUAACUUGUAUUUUUAUAACUCAUGAAGUGCCUCGAAUUGUUUCUCUUGUAAGUCCAGUUUCUUUUCGAUCUCUUUAUAUGACAGUGGUGGACUGGUCAAACUAAGCUGUAUCAUUUAUACUCUUAAUACCUUGUGACUAAAGUCGAUAUUCCUUUGCCAGUACCAAUAUACUGUUAGUUUUACCUCCACCGUUAUCUGACCCCUAGUACAUGUUUUGUAAAAAUAUCAUUAACCUCGCAUCUAUUCAUUUGAUACUUGAUAGAAAAAACUGCUGCUUACCUGUCCAGAAUGUUUAUGUUUCCAAGCCUGACCUAAUUUUUUAUGCAUUAUGGGAUUGGUCCAUAGUCUUUCAGUCAGUAUGACCAGGGGGGCUAACUAAGAUAACAAUCGUUGAUAGAAAACCUUAAUCGAAACAUAAGUAAUGUAUGAAACGUGACUUUUUGGAGCCUCUGUCAUCCCGAUAUUUUUUUUUGUUUGGCUUUUGUCGAUGUACGAUUUGGCUAGGAAAGUCUGGAGGAAAUACCAUGUAUCUAAAUUCUAAAACAAACGCCUAUGUGCUAGGGGGUCCUUUGACCCUUCUGUCACUAUACCACCGAUUUGUUUUUUUAUUCCUAAAGGAUAGUAUGUUUAGUUUUAGUUAUGUAUAGGUUAUAUCUACUCAUUAUGUAUAGAAAGGUGAAAUAAUGUUUAAUUCUUAAAAAAAUAAUGCAAUAGGUAAUUAUGUCAGCCUAAUAUGGCAAUGGAAACCGAAGCCAAAUCAAAAUUUUAUAAAAAUUGACAAUUAAAUAUCAUCAGCAACUCUGUUUGGCUGGCCAAACAUAGAAACACAACUGCCUGGUAUAUUAUCUAAUUAUAAUAGUUUUUACAGCUUUCACAAAGCUUGCCCGCUCAAAAUGUUCUGCAAAAGAGAAUGCUAACCUAAUCCCAAAUAUCGUAUAAAUGGGGAUGGCAACUGUCAAAGGUUUUUAUAGAUGGCGCCGGCAUAGGUUAUACCUGUCUCUUCUCUAGUUUUCUGAGAUUUGGCCAGGCCAUUAAAAUGAAUUUAACACUAUGUGUAGGAUUGGCAGGUAAAUCCAAUGCUGGCGCCAUCUGUAAAAUCUUCGACCCGCCAACCCCAUUCAGAUUCAUGAUUGUGUUGAAACGUUUUCUUUAACAUGUUCAGUGCCAGCGCGAGCUACGCGCUUCGAGCGUAGCCAAUAACAUGGGAAAAAUGUAUGUAGCGAAAAACGGCUAAGACCAGAGAAUCCGCCUGGCGGGUCGCUGGCAGGUCGCUGGCAGUGAAUGUGUUGAGAUUUAAGGCCUGCGCAAACCGGCGGAGCAACAACUAACAAUCCUCCGUGAUGCUCCGGGGUCGGUCUCAGGCUAUUCAAAAGUAUACCUUAAGGUAAUUGAAAUAGGGAAGAAUUUACAUUGAUAAAUUAAAGUGAUCAACACUGCGUUCUGCCGGUUUGCGCAGGCCUUUAUGAUCUUUCUGGGUACCGCUAAGUUAUCUACAGAUCAUAUGAGCACUUCUACUAAUAACUAUAUUAAAAAGUAAAAACAAUAGUUAUUGUAUGGCUGUCUAUUUUACUAGCGCUCUCUAGCGAAAGAUGGCUGUACUAAAAAUUGUACCUAUAUUUUAAACUUGAAUGCUAUGCGUCAGCGUCAUUAUAUACGAGAUCACGAGCGCAACCGUGCUAAUACAAACCUUAAUUGAAAGUGAAGGUUUGACAUCGUGCGCUAUUAGUUCUUGGCGCUGUGCGAACAACUACUUAUUGGCGUUAAAAAGUAUACUCCAGUUGAUGUUUAGUUUCGGUUUAAAAUUAAUUCAGAAUUAUUUUAAAAUAGUAUAGUUUUACAUUAUGACGUAUUUAAUAAUUAUAAAAUAAUUACUCAAUUAUUUAUAGAAUUUCAGUAACUGAAAAUGAUUUUAUUGACAUGCAUUGUUAAUGAAUAUUGAGAUUUAGCCUGUAUCUUUUAAGUUGUUAGUUCAUUACUUGAAGUAAUGAGAGAACGGAUUUUUGUUUCAUUAUGCUAAAGUGUAUAAGCUCAAUAAACCUGUUAAAAUAAA